UUUAAAGAUGGCUGCGCCCAUGUGGAAAAACGAAGUUACCAAAUAUGUCAAACUUUUGGAUAAUUCUGCUGUAGAAACAUUAAGCAAUGGCUUGCAAGAGAAGUCUAUCUCCCUGCUGGAACUUAUUGAAAAUAUAGGGGAGUACUUGACCAAUGAGGAUCACCAGAUAAGGGGGCGUGUCAUACGACUUUUGUGUGAUGUUAUCGCCAUCAUCCCAAACACACUGCUGUCUUCAAUGGAAGUGAAGUCCUUGGUGACGUAUUUGUGCGACCGACUUCAGGAUCAUCACUCCAUACAACCCCAGGCACUGAGAGGACUACUGACAAUGAUCACAAAAGGUGGGUCUAUUCUACCAGAGGGGUGUGCUGAGACAAUAUGUAAGGGGGUGUUUAAGGAGGUACAGGUCCAAUCCUUAUCACAGACAGACAGGUGUACGGUGUACAACAUCUACACAGCACUACUGGAUAAGAAACUCACUGAGCUACAAGCGAUGGGGAAUGAUUUUGUGUUUGGGUUUAUUCAGUCCAUGGAUACAGAAAAAGAUCCAAGGAAUCUUCUACUAGCCUUCCACUGUGCUCGGACAAUCAUUCUUAAUUUCUCUCUAGGACCUUUUGUUGAAGAAAUGUUUGAAGUCACAUCAUGUUACUUUCCCAUUGAUUUUACACCACCCCCAAAUGAUGAGUAUGGAAUCUCCAGACAGGACCUGAUCCUGGCGUUACGUGGAUGUCUGACGGCCUGUACGGAGUUUGGACCUCUGUGUGUUCCAUUACUUCUGGACAAACUACAAUCAGACAUAGAGAGUGCUGUUCUUGACUCACUAUUAACUUUGUCAGCUGGUGCUAUGGUUUAUGGUGCUAAGUGUAUCAAGGAAUUCCAGACACCUCUAUACCGGUGUAUUAAACAGGAGCUUACUGCCCCGAAAUCUCCGGAGAUAGAGAAGGCUGCUGAAUCAGCCCUGACAGCGAUAUCAUCAGCUCUCUCUCCUCAGGCGGGACUCUCAACAGAUAGCUCAGAAGUUGAUGUUUUUAUUAAAGAAGUCAUGCAAGACUGUAAGCGUCACUUUUUGGAUGAGGACCUGCGACUGUUUAAACCAUCCUGUAAAGUGUUUCUUGCCAUUGCUAAGGGUUCUGAUCAUGCCUGCGGUGUGGUUAUACAACAAAUGGUACCCAUACUAGAAGAUAUGUACAACAAAUUUACAGGGGUAAAUCAGAGGAAACAAAUAAUAGAAAUGCUGGUUAAGUUUUUAUGUUCUUCAAGAAAUUUUACUGGAGGAAGAGCCCACAAAGUUGUUUCAGAGUUGAUAUCUUCCUCCCUGAAAAUUCUGUUGUCAGCGACCUCUCAGUCCAAUGUGACCUUGACCUCAACAGCUGUUCAAGGUCUGGGUGAACUUAUGACCUUGCCUGAUGUUCUAAAAUCAGAGGAUCUUAAAACAGUGUGUCAGUGUAUAUUGGACCAGGUGUUGAAUUCUAAAGAUAAAGGUGUAAGGAAUUCCUGUUCGGAUCCUUGCAAGAACAUGAUGAAAGUUUGUCCCGAAAUAUCAUCAGAAAUUUUACCUAAGCUGUUGGAUAAGAUUAAUCCAGUUGAAGGGGAAGACAUUCUUGGUUUUGUAGCAAUAUUUGCUGCAGACAAAAAUGUCAUAUCCAGUACAACACAACAGCUUCUGUCAAAACUACAGCAAGAAUCUCUAGCUAUGUGCGAGUCAGCCUCACAGAUCUGCCUAUGGAUUGUGUCGUGUUUAAUUGACAUUUCUGUGUAUGUCAGAGGAAAUUCAGAUUGUGUGACUAUUUUGUCUACAGAGACUAUAUCUAGUGUCUACAGAUUAGUUGUGUCUAACGCUGUGUCUGAUAAUUACAGUGAAGUCUUGUCUAGUCCACAGAUUUUACAGUCUUUCUCUACCUUUAUAAGAAAAACUGUGAUUUUAUUAGAUGCUGGAUUGUACUCCAAAUUAUACAACUCUGUAACGAAUCUCUAUUUUGAUGCUGAUAAAAGUGAUCUAGGAUUAAAGAAAUCAUUUUCACCUCUUGAGUCCACUUCUCCCUUGGAGCAGACAUCACUUGUCACCCUGCUGACUCCUGUUAUAUGCUCUAGUCCUAAACAAUAUACUCUGCCUGAUGUUAAUAAAUACAGGGACACACUCUGUGACUUGUCACUAAGAAGUAACCAUGACUACACAAAAUCUGAGGCAGCUAAAUGUUUGGCUGGAAUUUUAAACAAAGCAACAGAUGAUGAGGAGCUGACAGCAUUCUUAAUAAGUAGAUGUGAAUUUUACGAACAAACUUUGACCUCUGACAGCAAAGACACCUCAUGUCUACAGCAAUGUGUCUGGGUCACAAAGGCUCUUGUCAUGAGGGGACACAGAGAGGCCAGCAAGUUUGUAAAAAUUCUUCUGAGGUUGCUGGGAAGUGAGACACUAGGUGAUCAUGCGGCUGAGGGAUUUGGAAUCCUUCACACUGAGUAUGAAGAUGUCCUCAAUCCCACCAUGCAUGCUAACAUCCGCUUCCUGUACAAACAGCGAUUCUUCACCGAAAACUCCGCCCGACUGACUGAAGGCUUUAAGAACGCUUCAUCUGAGACAAAGAAGAAUUACCUGAUAGCUCUGUCUCAUUGUCUGAAAUCUCUUCCAAAGUCUGUUCUUGUCAGAGAACUACCUCAGUUAUUCCCCAUGUUGGUCCAGUCCCUACUGUGUGAUAAUGUCCAGCUACAACAGUCCACUAUGGAGACACUGUGUACAAUGAUCACUGAUGCCCCAAACAUCAUUGUCAAACAUGUGGAUACAGUGAUUCCUCAGCUGUUGAAACUUUCAUCCUACAAACCAUCAAUGAAAGUAAGAUGUGCUGCUUUGAGGUGUUUACAUGAGUUGGUGUGUCUCCCCUCCCCCGUGAUCUUACCGUACAGACCCAGUGUGAUAAAAACCCUAGAGGGGGUCCUGGACGACAAGAAGAGACUUGUGAGACUAGAAGCUGUAAAGGCUAGGAACGAAUGGUGUUUGUUGGGACAACCUGGAAGCAGGGCAUGAUAUGGAAUUAUAGUAAUAAUAUGUAAAUAAAUGUAUC
Saccostrea cuccullata (small rock oyster) is the source of this 3053-nucleotide messenger RNA. RefSeq names its product MMS19 nucleotide excision repair protein homolog. Gene Ontology annotation, cellular component: cytosolic [4Fe-4S] assembly targeting complex. The record is from RefSeq and is a predicted model, not a curated record. The transcript is spliced from 26 exons. NCBI's taxonomy places the organism in Eukaryota, Metazoa, Mollusca, Bivalvia, Ostreida, Ostreidae. The coding region runs from base 8 to 3016 and encodes 1002 amino acids. Gene Ontology annotation, biological process: iron-sulfur cluster assembly.